GCCUGCCGUAUUCAGGUGUCGCUGACUUUCUGUUACGGUUGGGGCUAGUUCGUGUUAUGUGAAACCCAUCACCAGCCCACGUCCGAUUGUCGACCAGCCCUGCGAACAUUGAAUACUUAAUCCACAGUUAAAGUACACUUCAAGUCGACACCUUUGAAAAUGCUUUGCAGCAGGCAAUUCACCCGAGUGCCCGGUAUCUCCGGAUCGAGCAAGACUGCACUGUACUUCAACAUUCCGCAAGCAGUUCACGGCAGGCUAUUCGGAUGAGACGUGGAAGCCCUCGGAAUCCAGCAAGACUGCAGAUUGCUAUGAAACCCUUGCUCGACGUGCCGCCGGAGCUACUGGUUAGAAAUCGGUCUAUGCGAUGUAUCCUGAGGUUCCAGAUACUGCCAGCUGGACCGACGACAAGUUCAGAGUACCUCAUCCGCAACCUGCCGUCACCCGUGAUUACCACGUGUUGCGUAAUGAGCUUCUACCCUGCUUUUUCCGCACCAAAUUCUGGAUCAAUUUGAGGUACCUUAAGGAUGAAUACCGAUGUGGUUUUUUGGGGCUCCAAAACCAGGUUAUGUCCUGGAGGUGGAACAUAGGACCAUCGAAUCGUUUGUCUCUAGCAGAUGUCGUAGCCGUGGUGACACCAGGCGGCUUGGCGUGCACCCUGGACGGCCUGCAGCAGACCUUCGGACUUGGAUGUUCGCUUGGCAUCGGUGCGCUGGGAAUUGCUGUUUGGCUAUCCAGCACAAUACCUUGGGUGUGGGCGACAUUUGGCCAUGGAACACUACGGACAUGUGAUGUACCUUGUCCCAAUGCCGUCCUCAAACCCAUUGCAGAGACACGCGGACUCCUCCCCAACCCAACCUUACGCUCGACCCUCCAAGCGCCGACCAACUCCUGUACCAGUACAGAGAUGCCGGGCGAACACCAUCUCCCAUCCUUCUAGGAGAAUAACCGACGCUCCAGCCUCAAGCGUUCAUCCUCUUGCUCCUUCUGCUCCUGCCGCGAAUGACUUACAGAAACCUCCGUCGUCCGCAUGAUGCCAUGCUGAGAUCCCCGAACCCUUUUUAUUCGAUUGCUCAGAGUUGAAUCUUGAGGCUUCUCGACCUCUGUUGGACCGGUGUACAGGUCCGUCUCGCUGCCAGUCUGAUUCAAUGACUCCUCAUCCCCGACCGGUGAGGCUUCCUGCGUGACUUCAGCCGUCUUUGGAUCC
Baudoinia panamericana UAMH 10762 is the source of this 1204-nucleotide messenger RNA. RefSeq lists its product as uncharacterized. The transcript has 2 exons. The record is from RefSeq and is a predicted model, not a curated record. Bases 365 to 937 code for a protein of 190 amino acids. Lineage: Eukaryota; Fungi; Ascomycota; Dothideomycetes; Mycosphaerellales; Teratosphaeriaceae.